AGGUCAUUGAAAUGUAUGGGCAGAUGCUUUAGGAAUGAGACGUUAAACCAGUAUUGUAAUGUGAUAUAUGUAAGGCGUAAAACAAAUCGCACUGUAACCUGUACAACUCCACACUUUAAAGGUGACAUUUUAUAGCCUGUCUUUAUUGAUAAAUUACUGGUAAUGGGAGCGUUAAUCAACGUGGGUGACAUCAUCUAGGCGCAUAGCUAGUUUUCUAAAGCGACUAUCUCGAAUAGAAGAAAGUUCUAACAUGCCAUUGAAGGAUAGUUCCACAUUGUUCUAGUCUGUGUUGAUAAAAGGCUCAGAUGCCUCUUGUCAGUCAGAGCUGUUCCUAUUGUCCAUACCAGAAGUAUCACUGAUGUCCUCACUGUGUUAAAAUAUGUCUUAAUUUCAGCCACAGUUAAUAUGAGGCUUUUAGGAUGAAAUUCCCUCUGUGGUUCCACAUAGAGCAUUUCCUUGCUGUGCUGCAGUGGAGUGACAGUAACACAAAAUGCUUUAGGAAGGGAUCUCAAUAUUAUUUCAAGAUUAACUUAAACUAGUCCAUUCCCACUGGUAAAGUGAAGUAAAGUUUUUCUGUUGUUAUAGCGCCACCCAGUUGCCAAUUAGAGUUAAAUUUCUCCAGUCACCUUGAGGCGUCCUGUUCUACAUAUCUACCAAGUUUAGGAAAAAUCCAUAUGGCGGUUAGGCCUAGAUAAGAAAUUAUCUCUCUAGCGCCCCCAUUUUCUUUGAUGGGGUCAAUAAUGGAGGGGUCCCCUCAGAUUAUGUGUGGUCAUAUGCCUACAAAGUUGCGUGGUGAUCGGUGAAACCCUUGAGAUGUUAUACACCUUUAUGUGAUGAGCCACGCCCCCCACAAUAUUCAUUGCCUUAUAGAAGCUCAGUUUUAGUAAGUUUUCCAACUUUUGCCAAGAGGGAACUUUAGAUAUUGGUCCCUAGAUUAUGUUCACCAAGUUUCAUGCAGAUCGGUCAAACUUCCUAGGAAGAGAUCGAUUUUAAGUGUUUUUCAAAAAAUUCAAAAUGGCGGAAAAUCUAUAUAACAUAGUUAUAAUAGUUAUGGGUUCUUGGAGCAAAUUUGUUCCUCAUGAGGAGAGGCAUCUCUGUGCAAAGUUUCAUGUCUCUAUGACAUACGGGGCAUGAGAUAUGCCCAUUCAAAGUUUGCAAUUUCAAUCGGUUGCUAUAGCGCCCCCCCUUUGGCCAGUUGAUGUAAUAUUGCUUCAUUCACAUCCUCCCAUGACCCUCUACCACUGUGCCAAAUUUCACAUGGAUUGACCAAGUCAGUGAGGAGAAAAACGUGGAACAGACACACAGACAGAGUUUUCGUCAUUAUAUAGUAAGAAAAAGUGGACCCAUCCUUUAACUGUGUACCUGCAUGAAAACCUGAUCAGAGUCAGGAUAGUUAGUAUUAUUCAGCUAACUAUAUGUCACACACACACACACACACACACACACACACACACACACACACACAUGCACACACACACGAGUUUACUUCCUGUAUAAUAAAGACACAGACCUCUGGAGAUUUAACUGGCUGGUGACGACAGCUGUGGAUGUAAAUCUGGUCAGUCAGGUCGCAGAGGAUGCUUAGGUCAGUGGGAGGUGAAGUAAACUGUGUGGAUCAACAACAACCUCAUAAAAUACAACCAAAUAUGAGUGCUUUCGGGAGGGACGAAGGGCUCAAAGCAGAGUCUUCCAGCUGUCUGUCUCUGAAGAGUGACCAUUCCAAAGAUAUUCCUCUCGCCUUUGGUAAUGAACCUGGACUAUUCGACGUAGAAGAGAAAACGACGAGCAGUGUUACUGAGGAACAGCUGCCAUGUUGUGCUUUGUGCCAGGACGUCCUGAGGAAUCCAAGGUCGACCCCCUGUGGACACUGCUUCUGCAGGGAUUGCACUGACUCAUACUGGGAGCAGUGUGAAUCAGCAGGAGACCCUCCCUGUCCCCAAUGUGGAAAAAGAUCCAGAAAAAGUCUUGAACCUCAAACACCCAGUCAGAACAGCACUGAACCAAUUACUGGUAGUCUGCAGGAGGUUUUAGACCAUCAUAAGAUCAGUCUCAGAAGAAGAUGUGAAUUUGCAAUAGAAGGAACUGGUGAAGCAGGACCUCGAACCCGCCUGAACAGGAUCUACACUGAGCUUUACAUCACUGAGGGACAGUGUGAAGGAGUUAAUAUCCAGCAUGAAGUGUGGCAACUUGAGACAAUAUCCAAAGUGGAAACCCUGCGUGACACUCCAAUCAAAUGCCACAACAUCUUUAAAGUCUUACCUGGCCAAAAGAGAUUAAUCAGAGUAGUUCUUACCAAUGGCAUUGCCGGCAUUGGAAAAACCUUCUCAGUGCAGAAGUUUACUCUUGACUGGGCUGAGGGCAAGGAAAAUCAAGAUGUCAGCAUUGCGAUUCUGCUUACUUUCCGGGAGCUGAACUUGAUCAAAGAGGAGCAGUACAGUCUUCUCAAGCUGCUUCAUGACUUUGAUCCAACACUACAGAAUGUCACAGCAGAAAGACUUGCUCUCUGUAAAGUUCUGUUAAUCUUUGACGGCCUGGAUGAAAGUAGACUUUUGCUGGAUUUCCAGAACAAUGAGGUUGUGUCCGAUGUCACACAGACAUCAUCGGUCAACUUGCUGUUGACAAACCUCAUCAAGGGUAAUCUGCUUCCCUCAGCUCUCCUUUGGAUAACCUCCAGACCUGCAGCAGCCAAUCAGAUCCCUCCUUCAUAUGUUGAUAGAAUAACAGAAGUGCGAGGAUUCACUGAUGCUCAGAAGGAGGAGUACUUCAGGAGGAGAUUCAGUGAUGAUUCAUUGUCUGGCAGAAUCAUCUCACACAUCAAGGCAUCCAGGAGCCUUUACAUCAUGUGUCACAUCCCAGUGUUCUGUUGGAUCACUGCUACAGUUCUGGAGCACAUGUUGACUGCGGACCAAAAAGAGCUUCCCAAGACUCUGACCGAAAUGUAUGCACACUUUCUGCUGGUCCAGUCCAAGAGGAAGACACAAAAGUACGAUAAGGGGCAUGACAGAAUCCAACAAGAGCUGAGUGACAAAGAAGUCCUCUUGAAGUUGGGGAGACUUGCAUUUGAGCAUCUGGAAAAAGGGAGCAUCAUGUUCUACCAAGAAGACCUGGAACGAUGUGGUCUUGGUGUGGAAGAAGCCUUAGUUUUUUCAGGACUGUGCACAGAAAUCUUCAAAAGAGAGUGUGUACUCUUUCAGAAAAUGGUUUACUGCUUUGUUCAUUUAAGUAUUCAGGAGUUUCUCGCUGCUGUCUACAUGGUCCAUUGUUACCUGAACAAGAACAUCGAAGUUCUGGCCACUUUCCUGGGAGAAGACUGGGAUAAAAAAAGCAGUGAUGCGGGUCUGGAUGACUUCCUCAGUCGAGUUGUGGAGAAAUCCCUCAACAGUGUAAAUGGCCACCUGGACCUCUUUGUUCGCUUCCUUCACGGCCUGUUAUUGGAGUCUAACCAUUGUCUCCUUGGAGGUCUGCUUGGCUGGACAGCGAGCAGCCCAGAAGUAAUCCAGAGAGCAAUAAACAACCUGAAGAAAAUGAAUGCUUACGAUAUCUCUCCUGACAGAAGCAUCAACGUCUUCCACUGUUUGAUGGAGAUGAAAGACCACUCGGUGCAUCGGGAGAUCCAAGAGUACCUGCAGUCAGACAACAGAUCAGAGAAGAAGCUCACCAAGACCCAUUGCUCAGCUCUUGCCUACAUGCUGCAGAUGUCAGAAGAGGUUCUAGAGGUGUUGGAUCUUAAGAAGUACAACUCAUCAGGUGAUGGACGACGGAGACUGCUCCCAGCUGUGAGAAACUGCAGAGAAGCUCGACUCUCUGGCUGUGGACUCUCUGAAACGCAUUGUGAAGUUCUGUCCUCAGCUCUGAUGUCCAACCCCUCCCACCUGCAAAAGCUGGACCUGAGUGAAAAUGACUAUCUGCUGGAUUCAGGAGUGAAGCUGUUGUCUGUUGGACUGGGGAGUCCAAAUUGUAGACUGGAGAUUCUCAGGUUGAAGAACUGCAGUUUGUCAGAAAGUUGUUGUGAUUCCCUGGCAUCGGCACUGAAGUCCACCUCUUCUCACCUGAGAGAGCUGGACCUAAGUAACAACAACUAUCUAAAGGAUUCGGGGGUGAAGCUACUGUGCACUGGACUGGAGAGUCCGCACUGCAGACUGGAGACUCUGAGAUUAAGUUGCUGCAGGCUGUCAGAGAGCUGCUGUGCCCAUUUGGCCUCAGCUUUGAAGACCAACCCCUCCCACAUGACAGAGCUCGACCUGAGUAAAAACAAAGUGAAGGAUUUAGGGGUAAAUCUGCUGUCUGCUGCACUGGAGAGUCCUUGGUGUAGACUGAAGUAUCUGCGGCUUGAUAGAUGUGGUCUCACGGAGAACUGCUGUACAUCUUUGGCCUCAGCCAUGGCCACGUCCAACCCCUCCAGCCUGAGAGAGUUGGAACUGAGUAGCAACGAUCUGCAGGAUUCAGGAGUGAAGCUGUUGUGUGUUGGACUGGAGAGUCCGCAUUGUGGACUGGAAGCUCUGAGACUGAGGUGCUGCUGGUUGUCAGAGAGUUGCUGUGCUUCUCUGGCGUCAGCUUUAAAGUCCAACCCCUCCAGUCUGAGAGAGCUUGACCUCAGUGAAAAUGAUCUACAGGAUUUGGGAGUGAAGCACCUGACUGCUGGAUUGGAGAGUCCACACUGCAGACUGGAGACUCUGAGGUUGAAGCGUUGCCGGGUCACAGAUGAAGGCUGUGCCUUUCUGGUAUCAGCUCUGAAGUCCAAUCCAUCCUGUCUGACAGAACUGGACCUGAAUGAAAAUAGCCUGCAGGAAACUGGAGUGAAGCUGCUGUCUGGCAUCCUGGGGAGUCCAAACUGCAGACUUGUGACUCUCAGAAUGGAGGAAAUGGAGUAAACCUGGAGUGCGUCCAUCUGACUAUAAUGCAUCUUAUCAUUGGCCAUGAUGCGUUUCUGACUCCGGGGCUGCGAAAAUCUGCAACGUUACAGCUGUGUCCUGACGGGACAGUUCAACCCCAAAUCAAGAAAAUAACAUUUUUCUUUUUACUGUAGUGCUAUUUAUCAGUCUAGAUUGUUUUGGCGUGAGCUGCCGAGUGUUGGAGAUAACGGUCGUACAGAUGUCUGCCUUCUCCCCAAUAUAAUGGAACUAGGCACUCGGCUUGUGGUGCUCAAAGCGCCAAAAAAUACAUUAAAAAAAAACUCAAUAAUAAUGCCUCUUUGCAGAAAUUAUGACACGGUUACUCAAGAUAAUACACAGACCUUGUUGUGGGCAGUCUCAUGUAGGAACUAUUUUCUUUCUACCACACUACUCCCCCCAACUCUAUCACCACACAGAAGGAAGCGAUAAUUCUCUACUAGCUCACCUAGCACCACCGGGCUAGCUAAUGUUACAGCUCAGCCGAGGAGGAUGCCAUUAAUGUUUACAUCUCACGCUGUCACAAGCAUGAGCCUCUUGUCUAUGAGUAGAUGCAUGCUUUCCUCUGUGCAGUGAUACAGUUGGUGGGGGUAGUUCUGCAGAAAGAAAAUAGUUCCUACAUGAAACUGCUCAUGACAAGAUCUGUGGAUUAUCUCGAGUAACUGGGUCAUGAUAUUCUACGGCCGAUAUCCCCGACACGCAGCAACUCACACCAAAACAGUCUAGACUGAUAUAUAGCACUACAGGUAAGGGGAAAAUAUGUAUUGUUGAUUUUGGGGAAAACACUUUUUCCAAAUGAUUCUUCAUCGGCCAGCAGAUUACCAUUUUUAUCCUGACUGCCCAUGUUGACAUGGAAAUUUUCAGUCUAGUGGAUGUUCCUCCAAUUUCAAAAAUAGGAAUUUCUACAUGAAAUUCCCCCUCUAUGCUUACAGGACCCAGGAUCAUGUCUGUUUCCUUAAAGCGCAACACGACAAACCUAAGAAUGACAUCAUGCCCACCAGGCAUUUGUAAGAUAAGAUGUUUUAUUGUUUUUUUUGGUUUCAGUGUGAAUAAAAUGUUUAACAAACACAAUUAUAUCUUGCCAAGUCUGCUCGGAGUUAACCAAAGGAAUAGUUUUAUAUUUUUUCCGCUUUAAAAUAAUCUCAAUUCUAACAUAUUUGCAAACUGGAAAAAUGCAACAGUGCAGCAGUGAUGACUUGAGUCUGUCUCAACCUUCCAUCAGCGGAGUGAUCACGCUAACAAUGGCAACACUUUCACAGUCUACAGUUCAUUUCAUUUCCACUGGGUGUCCACUCCUUACAGACCCACAAAAGAGUGAGUCUGUGACAACCAAUCACACCUGUAAAAAGAAGGCAUCGUACCUAGCAGCGGGGUCAACCACACCUCCUCAAUGAGAUAAGGGUUUCUGUCCCUUUGUUUAGGGUGAGGAGCUCUCUGGGAGUAUUUAUCAGAAUGUUUGUGAAUGCAGCCCCAGGAAGUUACUGGUACUAGUAAAACGCUGAAUUGUUGUUGGUAACCUUUGCUUUUUGUACAGAUUAAACAAACGAAAUGUAAUGUGUUAAUUAAAGAACUUUAGAGCUGUGCUUCCCAACUGGUCCGGACAGAUUUCUCCUUAGUCAUUAGUUAAAGGUCCACACAGUUGGAACACAUUCAGCGCCAUACUUGCAUUUGGCAAUGUGGUCGAGCAACUUUGCUGUCUCUGUCACGUAGCGGUCUGUUAGUCACUCAUUCUACAGCAGGAAACACUUCAAAAUAAAAGCUUUGUGCUAGAAAGUCGCUGUACUUUAAAGUUAAGUGUUUUUUUUUUUUUUUGUUUUUUUUUUUACAAACAUGACAUGUUUGCAGGUUAGUCAAUUCAGAAUGGACUCGCAACCCACUUUUGGACAGUGACCAACCAGUUGGGAACCACUGCUUUAUUGGUGCAGAUAGACAGAUUGCGUCACAGCCAGACUGAAAGUGUCCAUACAGUCGGUGUAUAUAACUGUUGUUUCAAUGCUUUUUUUUUCUUAUAAUAAUGUGUACAGAAUAUUUAGCCAACAUUAUCAUGCUUAGGGUUUGUUAAAAGGAUGCUUUUCCUGAAUGUUUAAGUUAUUUAAUGAUGCUGGUGUGGAAAAUAUAUACAGCUUGUUUUUAAUAAAGCAGAUACAGAAAACAGUGACACAAACUUUUUGUCCCUCAAGCACCCACGUCUACUUACAAACUAACAUGCUGACUGUCUUCAUACAGCUGUGGACUGUAUUUGUCAGAGGUGUGGACUUGAGUCAAAGAUUAAAAAGUUACUUCAGGUUACUUGAAAUGCAUGCCAUGAAUCAAAUAAGUUCCCUUCACCUCCUAAAUUAACUAACAUUAACCCUUUACAUUUCUAGCAAAUCAACACUAAUGCUGCAUUCACGUGCUCCUCGGACGGUCCCAUUUCCCAUUGAAAUGUUCUUACAACUUUGGUGUGUUCAUGAGCUUUAAGUUGUAAUGUGGAAACAACACAGACGCUGCAAUGAUGUGUUGCAUUUUAUUGCUCAGAGUAUUUAAACAACACAUUGGUAACAGUUUUCAGUUUUAUAUCACAAGGUGACUUUGUCCAAGACUUGUUUCUACACCUCUAAAAUGAUUAAAAUAUUGCUUUACCCAAAUAAUACAAAUACUUUUCUGACUGAUCUAGGUCAGUCUACCUGGACAGCAACGAAGGGUUAAAAGCUAAUGUGCUAUAUUGGUAGUUGAUGCCAACUCGGCAAAUUGUGUACCAAAAUGUUCACAGAUUUUUGGACUUGCGUGGAAGCUCAUGUGAACUUUUCCUAGUGGGCAACUAAUUUUUCAGAUUAUUCUGAAACUCCAUGAAUGCAGGGAUAAUUCUCCAGAUCCACUUUGUUUAAACCAAUCGAACAGCAUCCAGGCAGGUUGCAGGAGAGAACCAUGAAGAAAUAAUGUUACGUGACUGAGAGCCAGUUGAAAAAAAUGACACCAAGAAUAAUUAUGUUUGCAUACAAAAUCUUCACCAGAGAUGU
Molecule: messenger RNA, 7888 nt
Organism: Epinephelus fuscoguttatus (brown-marbled grouper)
Lineage: Eukaryota; Metazoa; Chordata; Actinopteri; Perciformes; Serranidae
Product: NACHT, LRR and PYD domains-containing protein 12-like
Exons: 11
Coding region: 1578-4871 (1097 amino acids)
Molecular function (GO): protein binding
Source: RefSeq, a predicted model, not a curated record